AUGAUGCAAGCGGUUGUCUUCAAGGGUCCGUUGCAGGUCGCUCUGGAACAGCGACCCCGUCCCCAGAUUCAAGAUCCCACUGAUGCUAUUCUGAAAGUGCGAUACACCGCACUAUGUGGAAGUGAACUCCACGUUUUCCGAGGACAUCAACCCUCAGGAACGGGGUUUAUCAUGGGCCACGAGUUUACGGGUGAGGUGGUCGAGGUCGGAGCCGACGUGCGAUCUUUCAAGCAAGGCGACCGGGUGGUUUCCCCAUUCACCGUCAGCUGUGGCGAGUGCUUCUACUGCGCCAGCGGGUUCUCCUCCCGUUGCACGCGGGGACAACUCUAUGGAAGUGCGGUGCUGGAUGGAGGACAGGCCGAGUAUGUCCGAGUUCCGUUGGCAGAGUCAACACUUUUCCAGGCGCCCGCGACGAUCGAUGAAAAGAAGCUGGUCUUGAUGGCAGAUAUCUUUCCGACCGGGUAUUUUGCUGCAAGCAACGCAUUCCGUGGCCUAGAACCCCAGACAAUUCAGAACAGCACCGUGUUGUUGUUUGGAUGUGGGCCAGUGGGGAUUUGUGCCUUGGUUAGCGCCUUGGAGCAUCGUCCUAAGCAUUUGAUUGCGAUUGAUAGCGUUCCUUCCCGACUACAGCUGGCCCAGAGUCUCGGCGCCGAGCCAUGGAAUUUCCAAGACAAUGAAGCUGGUCUACGCGAAAGAGUCAAGGAACUCACAGAUGGUCGGGGUGCGGAUGUUGUGAUUGAGGUCGUGGGCCACAGCAGCGCCUUACGGAUGGGAUUCGAGAUGCUUCGUCCAUGGGGAGUACUCUCCAGCGUUGGUGUGCAUAACGGCGAGAUUCCUUGGACCGGUAAUGAAGCCUAUGGCAAGAACCUGCGUCUGCAGAUGGGACGAUGCCCGGUUCGCAGUAUUUUCGGAGAAGCCAUGGAGUUGUUGGCUAAGAAGCAAGGCGUUUUGAAUUUCAUGUCUGAAGACAUUCGUCCACUCUCUCAAGCUGUGCAAGCGUAUGAUGAUUUCAACCAGAUGAAAUGUCAGAAGGUGAUCUUUGAGGCUGAUAAGUAA
Molecule: messenger RNA, 1056 nt
Organism: Penicillium subrubescens
Lineage: Eukaryota; Fungi; Ascomycota; Eurotiomycetes; Eurotiales; Aspergillaceae
Product: alcohol dehydrogenase family protein
Exons: 5
Coding region: 1-1056 (351 amino acids)
Molecular function (GO): zinc ion binding; oxidoreductase activity
Source: RefSeq, a predicted model, not a curated record